Messenger RNA from Ceratitis capitata (Mediterranean fruit fly), 2649 nucleotides. RefSeq lists its product as uncharacterized. The record is from RefSeq and is a predicted model, not a curated record. Gene Ontology annotation, biological process: proteasome-mediated ubiquitin-dependent protein catabolic process. Gene Ontology annotation, molecular function: proteasome binding; endopeptidase inhibitor activity. The transcript has 5 exons. Lineage: Eukaryota; Metazoa; Arthropoda; Insecta; Diptera; Tephritidae. The coding region runs from base 64 to 2595 and encodes 843 amino acids.
AAAACGCAUCAAUUUGCAAAAAAAAAUCUAUUAAAUCAAAUCAACAGAAUUGGAAAUAAAAACAUGUCCCGAAAACUUCCAACAACAACUUUACCAAGGACAUCGAGGGAAAGUAGACGAAAUUCGCGGACUUCAGAUUCACCGCAUGCAUUUACUAACAGUAAAACGAAGAGUAGAAUAUCUAAUGAUGUAACGCUGCAGAAAGAAAGAAAUUCGAGAAAAGCUUCGGCUGUUAAUGCAACUGAAACCCAGAACGAAAUGCAGUCAACACAAAGGGAAGUGCAUGAAAAUGCCCAAAAGGAGAAGGAUGAACGUAGAGAGAGCGAGAAAAAGAAAUGUUUCGAUGAUUGGCGAGAAUUCUAUCUGCAGCUAUUUGGCAGUGUCAAACGCAAGUCUGACCUAGUGAUAGCCUUCACCCAUUAUAUACUCAUGAAGAAUGGCUUCCGUUGUUUGGGGCUUGGCGAUGAUCGUACAUAUUCCGAAAAUGAAACGGGUGAUAUUUAUAUGCCAGAGGGUUGGAAUCAUUUUCCCAAAUAUGCUAUACGUUAUAUUUACAAUCGGAUGCUGCACAUACUCGUAGCUGUUGAAAUGGAACAUCGCUUGCUAAUCAAUUUUCUCAAUACACGCACCAAUAUCGUGACGAAUAUAACCAUUUUCCCUGAUAUGACAGUGCGAUCGACUUGUGGUGGCGACAUACAUAUAUUAAUACCAUAUCCCGAGAAAUUGGCGCAGACUCUCUAUUGCAAUUUGAUACAAACGUUCACUGACACGCGAGCUUGCGAUCGACCACCAAAAAUAAUGUCACGCACCAAACAGCAUAGUAAUCCUUGGGAUGGGUUGACAGAGCGGCGUACGACAGAUGUAUACUCCAUCUUAGAAGAAGAUAAUGUGACCGAAGUCGAUAGAAGUCAGGAUAUUCAAACAUUUGGUAACGAAAACACACGUUUUGAUGAGAGCAACACCCCAGGGACAAGGCGUGCCAGUUGGGCAGACAUGAAACCACAAACAGCAAAUGCCGAAAUAAUGAAACCACUGAAAUCCAGACUCGAUGAAACUGCCGAACCAGUAAAGGAGGCAAUCGUCAGCUACGUAGAAGCCAUGGUCAACAAUUGGUUUCGUCUCUAUGGCACGGAAAUUAUGAAAAGUGGCAAGACGGCUAUAAAAGACUUGGCCGAACAACGUAUUAUGAUUGAGAGAUAUAUGAAUUUUGUCAAGCCAGUAUCGGAGCCCAAGAAAGGCUUUGUCAUUUACAAUUCCAGGGUUACAUUAGAUGACAGUAAACAUGCGGUUUUUGGUGAAUCCGCCAAGAGGGAAACCAAGGGCUUACAAAACGGCUCGGAUGCGCGCACCGAGUUAGCUAAGUCUUUAACCGAAACCGCGCAGCCAACAAGUAAGAUGGUUUCAAAGCCCGGUACGGAUGUUGAUUUCAGAUGUCAUGGCGGUGUGGAGGCAAAUAAAGCGGAAGAUAAAAAUAAGUUGAAAAUAAAUCGUAAUAACUAUCAACACGUACGACCAAAAGUCUCUAGCGGUAUACGAAAGGAAAGGAUUACUCAAAAACCGGUAGUUCAGAGUGGGAAAAAAUCAGCGGAGAGUGUUGCACCUGCCAGUCAAAUAAAUACCAAUUUUAAAGAUAAGCACAUUCAAUCAAAAGUCUUCACUGGUAAAGAGGCUUCGAAACCAGUGCUUAAAAAGAAAAAAUCGAAGCCAAAAUUAAUUUCGAGUUCCUUCGGAGAGCUGUUGCUGGAGAAGGAGAUUAAAAAGGCUUAUGAAAUAUCAAAGCUGAAUACAGACAACCGAAUUCCUUCAUCAAGCCGCAAGAAAUGGGGUUCGAGCACAAAUUCAACUACACAAAAUUCGUCUACCAACAACGAAGGAAAAUCGAAGCACAAGCGCAGCAAGCUCAAAACCAACACGCCUUCAUCAAAGAGCCCAAAGCAUAAUGCAAGCAAACAAAGCGGAAAAAGCUCAAUAGAUGUCGCAGAAUCGAGUCCACUGAAGAAAAUCCGUUUUAGUCUACCUACAAAUCUUAACACUAAUUGGCCGAGCAUUUACAAGAACUUGGAAACACUUCUGAAAACAUCCUUUCCAUUCCGUGAGCAAGCACGAGAGGGCGGUGGCGGUGCUGUUUUAGAAUCUAAAGAAAAUUUAAAUAAUAAUACUGUUUUCAAAAAUAAUUUAACCAAAAUAGUGCUUAACAAAGAUCUAGACUUCUCUAUAGAGCAACCGCUACAAAAACCAAAUAAAACACAAAAUAUUUUUGAUUUAGACAAGAGUCCAAAAGACACGAACUCUAGCAGCAGCCUGCUGCAGACGAUAGAAGAACAUUUCGCGAAACAAAUUGAGGCCAAACGUUUGGAGCUGCUCGAACAGGUGAGAAGAAGAAAAUUGCACGGCAUUAUGGAGACGCAAGAAGAGAUAGAGGUGAAGAAUAAAUUCUCGAUUAUCGAAGAUGAAUCAAAAGAGAAGGAUGUGGGCUAUUUUGUGCAACCGGCCGAUGAAUGGUCACAAUGGGAAUUUAAAAAACGACUCAGAGAAAUUCAAGAAAGAGAUCUAAUGACUACACUCAAUAAUAAAACGCCAAAUUAUGUCGAAUGAUGGAAAAAUGUAAAUUAUCAAAAUGAAUAAAAUUUGUGGAAUGAACUAAUAAAA